This is a messenger RNA of Dreissena polymorpha, 1515 nucleotides long. RefSeq lists its product as uncharacterized. The transcript has a single exon. Gene Ontology annotation, biological process: DNA integration. Gene Ontology annotation, molecular function: nucleic acid binding. Bases 1 to 1515 code for a protein of 504 amino acids. The record is from RefSeq and is a predicted model, not a curated record. Lineage: Eukaryota; Metazoa; Mollusca; Bivalvia; Myida; Dreissenidae.
AUGAUUUUGAAGCUUCAACCGUAUGACUUCAACCUCGUGCACAAAAGCGGCAAGGACAUGGGUCUAGCAGACUGCCUCAGCAGAUUACCGUUAGAAAAACAAGAUGAGAAAACUAUCGAUGAAGAGUUGAUGGUUUUGAAGCUCGACACGUUGUCGUGUUCAAACCAUGACAAAAUUGCACGCGCAACGCAAGCGGAUGAACAAUUCCAAGUACUGGCAAAGGUUAUCAUUCGAGGAUGGCCAGAAACGAAGUGCGAAGUUCCAGUUGAAGCCGUUCCAUUUUGGGAUUACCGCGAUGAAAUAUCAAUUUACAAUGGAGUUCUGUACCGAGGGGAACGCGUGUGUAUCCCGAAAGAAAUGAGAACAGAAACGUUGAAAGCGAUACAUAAGUCGCAUUUAGGGGUAGUAAACUGUAAAAAGAGGGCGAGAGAGUUAGUAUUUUGGCCCGGCAUGAACAAACAAAUUGAAGAUCUUAUUGGCAAGUGUAGUGCGUGUUUAAUGCAUCGCAAGAUGAGCCAAAAGGAGCCAAUGAUCAUCCAACCAGUACCUGAGCUACCCUGGAGCAAAGUUGGAAUGGACUUAUGCGAACUAGAGGGUAACAAUUACCUAAUCAUUGUAGACUACUUCUCCAACUUCAUUGAAGUAGCACCAUUGCAAAGAGACACUCGAACGAGCACCAUCUUAAAACACAUCAAGCAAAACGUGGCUCGUUAUGGAAUCAUGGACUCAAUCAUCUCGGACAACGGUCCACAGUUCACCAGUGCUGAAUUCCGAGAAUUCAUCGAAAAAUAUGGCAUCACCCAUAUUACGUCGUCGCCUUUGCACCAACAAACAAACGGCCUUGCUGAAAAGGCUGUACAAACCGUUAAAAAUCUAAUUAAAAAGUGUAGCGAAACAGGGGACGACAUCUACUUAGCCCUGUUAGAACUAAGAAACACACCACGCGAUAACAUCGGAUCACCGAUGCAACGUUUGAUGGGUCGACGCGCAAAAACACUAAUACCUAUGAAACAAACAUUGCGACAACCAGAAACAACCAGUGAAUAUGUCGCACCAAAGUUGUUGGAAUUUCGUGAAAAGCAAAAAUUCUACUACGACCAACACGCGAAGAGCAAGGACAAUCUUCAGCCAGGGGACGCAGUAAGAAUUAAAACCCCAUCUGGUUGGAAACCGGCAGAGUAUGUGAAACCGUCCGAAUACCCACGAUCACAUAUCGUUAAGGCAGGCGAAUCGGGGCGCGAAUAUCGCCGAAACACGGACAUGCUAAUGAAAACAAAGGAAAGACCACACAUUAUCACCACAAACAAUGACGUGUACAUACCGGCACCCACAGCGCCAACAGAGACGGUAGCAGAACAACCAUCAACAACUCCAAAUCACAAAAACAGUGCUAGUGCGAGAUCGAGCGAAACUCGAGACAAACCGGGGAAAGAGAGUGUACAAGACACUGUUAGAAAGAAAACGAGGUCAGGAAGAGAAGUUCACAAACCGAUACGGUUAAAUGACUAUGUGUAA